Molecule: messenger RNA, 1189 nt
Organism: Galleria mellonella (greater wax moth)
Lineage: Eukaryota; Metazoa; Arthropoda; Insecta; Lepidoptera; Pyralidae
Product: circadian clock-controlled protein daywake-like
Exons: 5
Coding region: 96-815 (239 amino acids)
Source: RefSeq, a predicted model, not a curated record
UAAUGCAACUCUUUAUAUAUGAGUACGCUAAGGAGGUCGAUUGACUAGUGAAUAAGCUUUCGAUCCGGCCGGUCAUUGGAUUAACAGUGAGAAAAAUGAGUGUACAAUUAACAAGUUUCGUAUUUGUUAUACAGUUAGCGAUGAUUUUUGCGGAGAUCCCGCCUAUUCACAAAUGCAAAAUAUCGGAUACCGCAUGUCUAAUGACAUCUGCGCAGUCUGCACUUCCGGCAAUGGCGGUUGGUAUACCGGAAAUGAACUUGGAGCCAUUAGAUAUAAUGGAUAUAGAUAAAAUCAAGGUGGACCUUGCGGGACUUAAGUUGGGUAUUAAGGAUGCGCACAUAAAAGGACUCAAGGGGGCAAUAAUCGAUAAGCUGAGCAUUGAUAUAGCUAAGAAGCUGAUUACCCUCGUGUUUCAUGCAGAUGUUGUAAUGAAUGGACAUUACAAAGCAUCAGGGAGACUCCUUAUUUUACCUAUAAAUGGUGAUGGACAGACUACCAUAAAAUUAAAGAAUCUUGUCAUAGAAAUGAUUAUGCCGUUUGAGAUUAGGAAAAAUUCAGAUGGCAAGGAUUUCAUUGAGGUCAAGAGUUACAAAUACAAAUACGAUGUAAAAACCAAUGCGAAUUUUCGUCUAACUAAUUUAUUCAACGGAAACAAACAGCUGAGUGACACAAUGCACAACUUUAUGAAUGAGAAUUGGAAAGUCCUAGUACAAGAGUUCGGCACACCGAUGCUUGAUAUACCUAAUGCUAAAAUAUUUGCAGUCAUCAAAACCUUUUUUAAAUCACGUCCUAUGGAAGACGUAAUAGAAAUGUGAUAAAAGAAUAAUGUUUGCAUUAUUCUUAGUUUUUAAUUUAUAAUUAUGACUGUCUUAUGUUUAAUGUAGUUUUAUGUUAACAUUUUAGACGUGUCAUAAGUAAUAAGGAACAAAUUGGGGAAUAUAUAAUAUAUUAUACAUCCAAUAUUAAAAGACUGAAAUUGAAUAUAAACUGUAUUACUACUGAAAUAUAUAUUUUACAGUAAAUGUUAUAGUUUAUAUAAUCGUUAGUACAAAUUUAAAGUUUUUUAAACUGUCUCCAAAUUGUUUAGGAAGUUAAAUCUAGUAUUAUUAUGUGAUAUGGAGGACAAAUGGUGACUACGGAGUUUUGACUUUAGUUAUGUAAUUUAUAAUAAAAUAUUAACAAUAGAAAA